Eleginops maclovinus (Patagonian blennie) is the source of this 5894-nucleotide messenger RNA. RefSeq names its product cyclin dependent kinase 13 (gene cdk13). The record is from RefSeq and is a predicted model, not a curated record. Gene Ontology annotation, cellular component: cyclin/CDK positive transcription elongation factor complex; nucleus. Gene Ontology annotation, molecular function: ATP binding; RNA polymerase II CTD heptapeptide repeat kinase activity; cyclin binding. Gene Ontology annotation, biological process: protein phosphorylation; positive regulation of transcription elongation by RNA polymerase II. The transcript is spliced from 14 exons. NCBI's taxonomy places the organism in Eukaryota, Metazoa, Chordata, Actinopteri, Perciformes, Eleginopidae. The coding region runs from base 928 to 5148 and encodes 1406 amino acids.
GGCGAGUUGUACCGUUAGCCACAUUGCGAACAAAGUUACAAUUUAUUCAAAUCAGUUAAAAUAAUUGUACAACCAUUUUGCCCGGAAACACUUUCACUAAUUGUGGACCAUGCGGUGGUAAGAGGGGGCUACAACCCGGUGGGAUACGUGGAAGCAGGCGUGCUUUUACUCUUGUAUUGGAUUUGACUGAGUUGAAUUGAACUCAACGCAAGGAGAAAAGAAAGCGAGCUGGCUAAUGUGCUAGCGGCUACUUAGCUAGCAGCGGCUAUCCAGCCAACUCGCGUGUUAUUCACUUCCUUGUUGCACAUUGGAGUGGGAUGGAAGGCGAGAAGAAGUUUGUGAGGAGGAGACUGAGUUUUUUUUUUCUUAAACUUUAACACUACCUGGUAAAUGGAUAUACAUGCUUGCACGAUCUGCAACAUUACAGAAGAGCUGGAUUUUAAAGGAAGAGAUGCGUUGGCCUGUGCUUUGACCAUGAAAUGGAAUGCCACUGUCUAGUUGGACACAGUUAGCUGUUGGAGGCUAGCUGGCUAAACCGACUGCCAUUAGCUAGCACAUCUUGGAGAUUUACGUCCUGGAAUACAAUGGUUGAGUACCGACUGACUCUAUAACUAAACACCAUAUUGUGGAUUGUAUGUGACGGGAUCUACAGGCACCAAGUGUAAUGGAUUAACUACCGUCAGGGGUAACUCACUUUUUAUUGAACCUCAAACGAGCUAGCUUUGUAAUGCUAAUGUUAAGCUUGUGAUUUAGCUAACGUUAGCUAGCUGGCUGGCUGUCUUAAUUGUGAAUUGACUGUAACGUUAGCCAACUAGUCUGUGACACAGCUAGCCCAAUGUUUUGUUCCACGACUCAGCAAGAAACAUAGGAAAAGUAUAUAAUAUAAAGAUAGUUCUCAUCUUAGGCAAAGGGCUUUAUUGAAGGUAAAUGCCUAAUUCAGAGGUGCUUCGGGAGGGUCGGGGACGGAGCCCCUCUGCUCAGAGAAAUGCUAACCGACAGGACAGGCGUAGCAAGCCGGGGAGCGGUGCUGCUCAGCGAGACAGACACCGAGAGAAGAGGCGGUCAUCGGCUUCUAGGAAAAAGAAACGCAGAUCGGCCAAGGGAAGAGACUUGUUGCAUGCCGGUACAACAGGAGACCCUUGUAAUAAUCGAAAGGGCACUUUUGAUAAAGACGCUGAACUUCGGACAUUGGUUGAGUAUGACGACGUUAGUUCUCAGUCAGAGCGUUUCUCUGGGAGCCCCUCUCCCAAACGUGACCCCCGUGCUGACAGGCUCUCAGUUGACCGACUCAGCGAUGUUGACUUUGAGUUUAAUGGACCAGCAACCCCAGACCGAAGUCACCCUAGAGGCCGGCAGGCAGUGGUCAUAAGCAAGGACGAACCAACAAGGGGACCAUCAGAGAGGGGCAAGCAAGAGAAGGAGGCAGGCAGGAAAAAGGACCGCCAGAGCCGCGAGAGAGACUCCUCGAAAGCUAAAAGUGCUACUAGCCUCAGUGGCUCUAAAAAUCACAGAGACACCACAAGGAGCAGUGACAGAAAUGGCAAGAGAACAUCUACAUCUCAGUCCUCACAAUCUGCAGAUAAAAGGGAUUCAAAAGGGCACAGAAGUAAAACAAGAUCUGAUAAAGAGCCCCCAUCUGCAUAUCGAGAGGCUCCACAAUCCUACAGAGAUGAUCGUGAAGACCUCAGGGCAUACAGGAGAAGUCCUGGUUUAAAAACAGAAAGUCCCUAUGGGACAACCUUUCCAUAUAGCUACCAGUCUCCUGGUGGUUAUAACCAGCUAACAUCUAAAAAAAGUCCAACUUAUGGGGGCAAAAGACCGUCUCCCAGUUCAACGUAUUAUAGCCGGGAUGCAGACGGGUAUGGUGCAUAUGGUAUGCCAAAGUCACCCAGCUCAUACUCCAGCAACAAAAGGAAGCGAUCCCCAACGAGCCCGGCGAACUGGCGUAGAUCCCCGAGUUAUGGCCGACACAGUCCGUAUGAGCAAGGAGAGUUUGGUUCAAGUCCUUAUGGAAACCGCAGGAGAUCUCGAAGUCCAUACAGGAAGUCCCUGAGCCCAAGUCCAGAUGUCAGGCGAUCUGCUCGAUCACGUAGCAGAAGUCCAUAUUCAUCGAACAGGCCUUCACGUUCUCGCAGCCGCCACCGCCACUCUCGCUCCCGCAGUCGCCCAUCCAGCCUCUCACCGAGCACGCUCACCUUUAAAACUAGUCUUGCUGCUGAGCUCAGUAAGCAGAAAAAGGUUAAAGCAGCAGAAGCAGCCGCCAAGGCCAAGAACUCCAGCAACACCUCCACUCCAACCAAGGGUUCCUUAUCAGCUCAUCAACCCAGCCCUAAGAUAAAUCACACAUCCAGAAAGGGCCGCCCUCCCUCUCCACCACCACCGCCGGAGAAAGGUCCCAGAACUCCCCCAUUGAGCAUGCCCCAGUCCCCCUCUGACAGGUCAGCCAAGAGACCCACCGAGCCCCAGCCCAUCAGAGAUGGAAAGGGGAAAGAUGACUCUGUACACCGGGACAAAAGGAAAGCACCAGCAUCUGCACAGAGCAAAGACAAGGAGCGGGCCGCUGCUUCCCUGCUCUCCACUCUGUCCUCGCUGUCCUUGCCCCAAACAGUUCUAGAUCACAUGGCUAAAGGAGAAAGCUUGAAAGACAGCUUGAUCUCAGGGAAGAAAAAGUCAGAGAGGAAGGCCCGUCAGCUGCUAACCGACUUGCCCCUCCCUCCCGAACUUCACGGGGGCACGUCUUCCCCGCACAGCCCAGCCGACGACAAAAAGUCCCAGGCAUCUCGCCGAAGACCUAAAAUCUGUGGCCCGAGAUACGGUGAGAUUAAGGAGACUGAGAUAGAUUGGGGCAAACGCUGCGUGGACAAGUUUGAGAUCAUUGGAAUCACCGGGGAAGGCACCUACGGUCAGGUGUACAAGGCUAAGGACAAAGACACCGCUGAGAUGGUGGCUCUGAAGAAAGUCCGGCUGGACAACGAGAAGGAGGGCUUCCCAAUCACAGCCAUCAGAGAGAUCAAGAUUUUGCGGCAACUCAACCACAAGAGCAUCAUAAACAUGAAGGAGAUCGUCACGGACAAGGAAGACGCCUUAGAUUUCAAGAAUGAUAAAGGUGCUUUCUAUCUUGUGUUUGAGUACAUGGACCAUGACCUGAUGGGUUUGCUGGAGUCCGGCCUGGUUCAUUUCAACGAGAGCCACAUCAAGUCUUUCAUGCGACAGCUGCUGGAGGGCCUCGACUACUGCCACAAGAAGAACUUUCUGCACAGAGAUAUCAAAUGCUCCAAUAUCCUGCUCAAUAACAAAGGUCAAAUCAAACUCGCCGACUUUGGUCUUGCUCGACUGUACAACUCUGAAGAGAGUCGUCCAUACACCAAUAAAGUGAUUACACUAUGGUACCGUCCCCCAGAGCUUCUUCUGGGAGAAGAGAGGUACACGCCGGCUAUUGAUGUCUGGAGCUGCGGAUGCAUCCUUGGGGAACUUUUCACAAAGAAACCAAUUUUCCAGGCUAAUCAGGAGCUCGCCCAGUUAGAGCUCAUCAGCCGGAUAUGUGGCAGUCCCUGUCCUGCUGUGUGGCCAGAUGUGAUAAAGCUCCCCUUCUUCAACACCAUGAAACCAAAGAAGCAGUACAGGAGACGGUUACGAGAGGAGUAUGCUUUCAUCCCUCCCUCUGCCCUGGACCUGUUUGACCACAUGUUAAAUCUGGACCCCAGCAAACGCUGCACAGCUGAGCAAGCGCUGGGCAGCGAGUUCCUGAAGGACGUGGACCCAGACAAGAUGCCCCCGCCAGAUCUUCCGCUGUGGCAGGACUGUCACGAGCUGUGGAGUAAGAAGCGCCGGCGCCAGAAGCAGGCGCCGGAGGAAGCGUCCGUCCCGAAGGCGCCCCGUAAGGAGCUGGGCCUGGAUGACAGCCGCAGCAACACUCCGCAGGGCUUCCCCGCUCCUGGAGGCACUAAAGCUCCAAAUGCAGCGGCCUCUGCACUGCUAGACCCAAAGGGCCCGACCUCUCAGCUAACCCAGGAGCAGCUGGCGGUCCUCCUGAACUUCCUGGGCCAGUCCAAGAGUUCAAUGAACACUGCGCAGUUUGUGCAGUCCAUGGGCUCAAAGGUCAACCAGGAAACGUUACAGCAGCUCUCCAAAGUCCUCGCUCCCACUGACCCCGCCGAGCCGCCGCCGCCUCAACCUACGCCUGCGAAGCCCCCCCAGCCCACAGCUCCUGCAGGCGUGCCCCGAACGCCUCCUAUGCCCAAACCUCCUUCACCCCCCAUGUCUGCGCCGACCGGGAUUCCAGAAGGAGAGGCGGCAGCUGCCACGCAGACGGCCAUGACGAUGCUGCUGGCUCAGCUGCUCCAGGCUCAGCAGAGGCAGGAGGUGAGUGAUGGAGGAGAAGGGGCAGAGAGCACUAACCUAGCAGGAGCAGCACCAGGGGGUCAGCCUCCUCCUCCAGAGGUCAAACAGCCCCCAGAGCCCAGCCCAGUCUCUCCAGUGUCUGAAGUAGGUGGUGUCUCCAUCCUGCCCCCAGACCAGAGGCCCCCGGAGCCUCCAGAGCCUCCUCCCCACGCUGACCUGGACUACCGGCAGCCUCCGCCUGAACCCAAGACCGGCCACGCUCCACCCAUCGCGUCUGCAGGUGGAAGUGAUGGAGGGAGACCCCCGGAGCCAGACUACCCACCACUCCCUACCGCAGAGGGGCCCGGAUACGGUGGAGACUACCACCACCCACCUCCUCCUCCCUUCACCCCUGCAGGCUUCGGGGACGGUUACAUGGGCCACAUGUUGGGCGGAGGCCUGCCGCCCCACGCUCUGAGGGAAGUGUUCAGCGGACCUGCGGCCAGCUCCUCAUCGGCCCCCUCCCACCCGGACCCCUUCCCUCCACCCACGGGACCCAGCAGGAUGGUGUUCAGCGGGGACAAGGACCAUCGCUUUAAGUACAAUCACAGCCCCUUACCUGUGGAGGGGCAGCCCAACCCCAGCUCCAUCCACAUGUACAACCACGCCAUGGCUAGAAAGGACGGUGGAGCUCCUCCCCCACCCAUCCCAGCUCCAGGACAGCCCUGGGGCUCCCCUUCCCAGGUGGGGGGCCCGCCACUACCCCUUGGCUUCGGCCCGCACGUGAACUCGACGGCAACAAUCAGAGGACGAGGCCUGCCGUUCUGAGAGACAAAAGGCUACAGGACUCAGUUUGAGCGGGAAGCCUCUCAGGCAGAGCUGGGUGGGGGGCUGAAUCUGGAGAUGCACAGUCAGUUUGUAAUGACUUCAGUCUGUGUGAGGUGUUCCUCCUCCGUUUGGAAUGUGGAGUACGUUGCAGGAGCUUUUCUCGCUCAUACCAUUUUUCCAAUUUUUUUGUAAUCUAUUCUGCUGUCUUUUAAAUUAAACUUUUACCCUUUUUUUUUUUGAGUGUACAUUUUUUCAGGCCGGGUCCAUUUUUAAACCUCAGCCUUUCUGUAAUUGCUCCAGGGGCAGACUAGUAUUAAUGUUUUGCACUACUGACUAAAGUAGGCGGAAACUAUUUUAGCUACUAAAAGGAAAUGAAUGGUGUGCUUUAUCUGCACAAUUAGGAGUAUGACCAGUAGUGUCCUCUUUUUACGACAGCCAUGAUUAUGUUGGAACAAGGAUGGCUCAGCUGAUAGGGUUCAGCGCAGGGAGCUGUUGGAGGACUGAGUGCCACACACACACUGCGAGGACUUGGAUCUGAUCUGGAGAAAGGCUCUUUUCACUUUAAAUUCCACAUGCCUUUUUGCCAAUAGAUGUUGUAAAACCAUGAGCAAAACAAAAAAAAAAAAAAAAAGUGACCCAAGUCCCAAACAAUGUUCUCUUCUUUUUGUACUAAAUGAACUUGUCCCCCCUCUCCCUCCAUCCCUCCUCCUUUGGCAAAUGUUUAUUAAAAAAAUGCCAACAAUGAA